GUUGACAUUUCUUGUAGAGGCGAUGCGCGUGUGACGUUCGCUGACUCUGCGGCCGCACGAUCGGUCGCCUCUCCGCCGUUGUCGAUAAUAAUACGGCCGACCUUGUUAUGAACUAAUCGCGAGAAACAUGUCAAUUAAUCUGACGAAAAACAAAGAUGCCUUAGUGGCCGCCUGGCACAGCGUGAUCGACGAUAAGUUGUCUACUAACUGGGCUGUGUUCGGAUAUGAAGGACAGACAAAUAACUUAAAAGUAAUUGGAACAGGAGAUGGAGGACUGGAAGAGAUGAUCGAUCGAUUGAGCAGUAGUUACAUUAUGUAUGCAUUCUGCAAAGUUAUCGACACUAAAACCAGUCUACCAAAGUGUUUGCUCAUUAAUUGGCAAGGAGAAGGUGCUCCAAUUGUUAGGAAAGGAACAUGCGCAAAUCAUAUCAGAGAUGUAGAGAAAUUAUUGAAAGGCGCGCAUAUAACAAUUACAGCGCGUUCUGAAGAUGAUGUGGAGGUAGACGCGAUAAUGGAAAAACUCGCACGUGCGACAGCUUCUGCGUACAAAUUUAAUGAGCCUCGUGGCGAUAAUGAAGGACAUACAGGUCCUAUUGGAACAACAUAUCGCAGAGUGAUCCCUGAACAGGAGAUAAAUGCAACGGAAAGAGACCAGUUUUGGCAAAAGGAAGAGAUGGAGGAGAAAAAGAGACUGGAGCAAGAACGAGUUCGUUGUGAACAGGAGCGACAGAGGCUAGAACGGGAAAUUAGGACUCGGGAGGAGAAGGAGACGCAACUGAGAGAACAGCAGGUAACCGCCAAGGAAAACACAAUUGCACGACAAAAACUGGCGGAGCAACGUGCUGAGGAGGCGAACAAUUUACGUAAUCAAUUGGCCACGAGCCAGAACUACAGCAACGACGUGGAGGACGAUCAUAAAUUACGAAGCGAAGAGCUCCGAAGGCAGAGGAGCAAGGAGACGCAACAGUUGAUCGCCCAGAGGACGAUAAACGCCAGAGCUGUGUUCGAACAGAACUCGGCGGCCGGUCAGAUGAAGACGACGUCGGUCCAACAGCAAUUUCUGCCCAAGAAUAAUCACGUUGAGUCCGUGAGAAAAGCACUGGAGGAUGCUCAGAUAAAGGAACAACAGUCUUCAGACGCGAAGUCUCGCGAGGAAACGCUGACCGAAGUGAAGAAACCUGCGAGCGUAGAGACAGUAAUGACUUCUUCAUCAGUGCCUCUGUCGCAAAACGUUACUAGCCAAGAGACAAAAGCGACUAAUUCACAAGCGGAACCUACCCAGACCGCCGAGACCAAGGAGGAAGUCACCGAGAAUGAGUUGUAUAGUACGUUGGACGGGCCAUAUUUAUACUUUGAUCCGAAUAACGAGGGUAUGAAGGCCAGAGCGUUGUACGAUUAUCAAGCCGCGGACGACACAGAGAUUACCUUCGAUCCGGGCGACAUAAUCACGCACAUAGACGCCAUCGACGAGGGCUGGUGGCAAGGGCUCGGUCCCGAUGGCACUUACGGACUCUUUCCCGCUAAUUACGUCGAAGUUAUCGACUAUCAUAACACGACAUGAUAAGCGUAUUGUUCGAAGGGGAGAUUUGAUUGAGAUCGUUGUUUUCCUGUUUUCUCUGCCCACAUAAAACUGCUUGCAUGUAAAAACCGUUAAACGACGCAUUUCCGACGGCGAGUGCCGCUACGUUUCUAGGUAUAAACCACGCUGAACUACACGCGACGUACACCAGUAAUCCCGAACGAUUAGAUAAUGUUUUCCGCAACGCGCCGAACAUCUCGACCGGCUAGGUGUUUUCGGAGACACGCUUAGAGUCUCUGGCGCGCGCGUGCGGUUAAAAUGCACGUCCCUAUAACGUCUCGCGCCUUCCACUGUCUAAUCCUCGAGAAGUAUAUACAGGGUGUCUCGCGUAAGACGUACGAAAAGAAAAAUAUAAGUAGAACACAUAAAAAUGAACAAAAAUUGUAUAAGUCAUUUUUCAAACAACCACAUAAAAUUUCGAGAU
Odontomachus brunneus is the source of this 2003-nucleotide messenger RNA. It is a transcript of the gene Abp1, whose product is annotated as drebrin-like protein. The transcript is spliced from 5 exons. The record is from RefSeq and is a predicted model, not a curated record. Gene Ontology annotation, biological process: neuron projection morphogenesis; regulation of actin filament polymerization; positive regulation of axon extension. Lineage: Eukaryota; Metazoa; Arthropoda; Insecta; Hymenoptera; Formicidae. The coding region runs from base 128 to 1561 and encodes 477 amino acids. Gene Ontology annotation, cellular component: postsynaptic density; dendrite; plasma membrane. Gene Ontology annotation, molecular function: actin filament binding.